CUUGCAUGCCAGAAACAAGCACCUUCCCUCCUGAUGUGCCUAAACCUGAUUUCAAGAUUAGCACCUCGAUCUGUAUCGGAAGUUGCCGACUGAAAGUUCUGUUUUCUUGCGCCGAACUCGCCCUUCCAGGUUCCCGACAAGCGGUUCGCAGCUUUGCAUUCUCGAAGCCCUUUAACAGUCCUCCUUUUCAGUCUCGAGGAUGAUAACCUUCAUACACAGACCAUUUGUCUACCUGGCCGAUAAACUCGGCGCAGGUCCCGAUGAGCUGAAACUCAUCUUUUCCCUCCUUCUCUCCUACCCGCUUGCCGGCGUCUUGAAACGUGUUCCCGACGCACGACCUGCAUACAAGAAUUUGUUUUCGUUGAGCAUCUCAAUCUUCAUCCUCGUCGGCUUGUUUGACCUCUGGGAUGGCCUCCGAACCAUGUUGAUUUCGGCGGGUGGCACCUACGCCAUCGCCAAGUUCCUGCGCGGCUCCCGCUACAUGCCCUGGGUCGGAUUCGUCUUCCUGAUGGGCCACAUGAGUAUAAACCAUAUUGCUCGUCAGGCUGCCAACAGCCCCCGGUCGGUGGAUAUCACGGGCGCGCAGAUGGUCCUGGUCAUGAAGCUGAGCGCUUUCUGCUGGAACGUAGCGGACGGUCUGCUCCCUGAAGCCGAGCUCUCCGACUUCCAGAAGGACCGGCGCUUGACGGAGCUUCCUGACCUACUUGACUAUGCUGGAUUCGUCUUCUUCUUCCCCAGCAUGCUGAUCGGGCCGGCAUUUGAUUUCGCCGAGUACCGUCGGUGGCUCGACACGAGCAUGUUCGAGGUCCCCGCAAACGUCGAUCCGGCCAAGAAGCCACCGACCAGGCGCAAGCGCAAAAUCCCACGCAGCGGCACACCAGCUAUGCUGAAGCUCGUAACAGGUCUAGCAUGGAUCUUUGCGUUCCUGAAGCUGUCCGCCUACUUCGAUCCCAGUGUCCUGGUUCAAGACAAAUUCCUCAGCUACAGCUUGCCCUACCGUGUGCUCAUCUUACACAUGGUCGGCUUCACCGCACGUACCAAGUACUAUGGCGUAUGGACAAUGUCCGAAGGCGCCUGCAUCCUCGCCGGGUUGGGAUAUAAUGGGGUAGAUCCUUUGACUGGUAAGGUCUCGUGGGAUCGCCUCAAAAACAUUGAUCCGUGGGGGGUCGAAUUCGCACAGAACACUAGGGGCUAUCUCGAGGCCUGGAACAUCAACACCAACAAGUGGCUGCGCAACUACGUCUAUCUGCGCGUGACUCCGCGGGGCAAGAAGCCCGGUUUCCGCGCCAGCUUGGCUACUUUCACCACUUCCGCCUUUUGGCACGGUUUCUAUCCAGGCUACUACCUCUCCUUUGUCCUGGCCUCCUUCAUCCAGACAGUUGCCAAGAACAUGCGCCGAAACUUCCGUCCCUUCUUCCUCGAUCCCAAGACCGGCGCCGACCUCCCUUCAAAGAAAUACUACGAUGUCGCCUCUUGGCUCACCACUCAACUCACAUUCUCUUUCGCCGUCGUGCCCUUCCUCAUCCUCUCCUUCUCUGACUCCUUGCUAGCCUGGUCGCGCUUGUAUUUUUAUGCCAUCAUCGGCACGGCGGGGCUGAUGGUCUUCUUUGCUUCGCCUGCCAAGACGACACUGAAGAAGAAGAUAGAACAGAGAAACGCCAAGGCCGGGGUCAGCGGGCCCGGAACUGUCAGCAACGGGGGCGAUGGAAAGCUCAGCAGAUCAACCAGCUCGGACAGCCUGGCUUCGCGGACUCCCGUCAUGGGCAUCACGCAGGAUCUGGGCAAGGAGUUUGAUGACGCUAUGAGCGAAAUUCGAAGUUCCGAGGCGCUGAAGCGGAAGUGAGGUGCGACCAACAGUCAGACACUGAGCGCCUUCUCUUCCAAACAAGCAUCAAGUGUUCCGACAUCCAUGGAACAGGCGGCCGAAAGUCGGCAAGCCGGGAAAAGUGUUCAAUUAUGUGCAGAUGAAGAAUGGGGUGUUCGAGGGAUCGGCGACGAUUCAGGGAAGUGUAUCAGCAAGCCCCCGUUGCUAAGAGCGCUUGCACGCGUCACCCUCGACGAGGUAUGGUUCAACGUCACUAAUAUUUUUCACAAGACGAGGACUCGAACUAUCUAAUAUUGUAUUUGAAUUACGUUGAGUUUUCCUCCCGUAAUCCAACACA
Thermothelomyces thermophilus ATCC 42464 is the source of this 2162-nucleotide messenger RNA. RefSeq lists its product as uncharacterized. Gene Ontology annotation, molecular function: 1-acylglycerol-3-phosphate O-acyltransferase activity; 1-acylglycerophosphocholine O-acyltransferase activity. NCBI's taxonomy places the organism in Eukaryota, Fungi, Ascomycota, Sordariomycetes, Sordariales, Chaetomiaceae. Gene Ontology annotation, biological process: glycerophospholipid biosynthetic process; lipid modification. The transcript has 5 exons. The record is from RefSeq and is a predicted model, not a curated record. The coding region runs from base 200 to 1843 and encodes 547 amino acids. Gene Ontology annotation, cellular component: membrane; endoplasmic reticulum.